Messenger RNA from Fusarium pseudograminearum CS3096, 1023 nucleotides. RefSeq lists its product as uncharacterized. Gene Ontology annotation, cellular component: Golgi membrane. The coding region runs from base 1 to 1023 and encodes 340 amino acids. The record is from RefSeq and is a predicted model, not a curated record. Gene Ontology annotation, biological process: protein N-linked glycosylation. NCBI's taxonomy places the organism in Eukaryota, Fungi, Ascomycota, Sordariomycetes, Hypocreales, Nectriaceae. The transcript has 4 exons. Gene Ontology annotation, molecular function: glycosyltransferase activity.
AUGGGUGUCUUGCAAAACUCUAGGCGUUGUUUGUUGAUCGGCGUUAUAUUCUGCUUUAGUACAUUAAUUCUAUCCUCGUACUUCCUCUUUAAGCCAUACCCCCAACCGGCUCAACAGCCCCAACAGACUCAGCCCCAGCCCCCCGUUCCCAAAAUAAUAGAUGCCUUGAAGCCGAACUGUCACAAGAAGAUUAACACCACAGAUGCAAACGAUGCAGCACUUCCUUCAUUACUUGCAGAACUAUGGAAACCUCUGAUCCACCCCCUCGAAGAACGGGUAUUUGUCACGGAUAAAGGAGAGCGUUUCGAAAUACCAGAGAAUCAGAUGCGAUGGAAGAAGCCACUUGGGAAAAAGGUUGUCCUCAUCGACACGGAUACACGUCUCAGUGCAAAUAACGAAAACACCAUGUUGAACGAAUGCCCUUUAUACUAUCCAACGCUUCCUGGUAGAACAGCAGGUCAUCUAAAUCACUACCUAUAUGCUAUGAUCCAUGGAUACGACUAUCGACUAGUACGAGCAGCCAAUUACCCUGAUCGCCAUGGUACCUGGAUCAAGCCAGCUGUCGCCAAAGAAGCCCUCAAGGAAUACGAUAUUGUCGUCUCCCUCGACUCCGACGCAGUCUUCACCCACCUCGACUUGCCUCUGGAAUGGCUUAUGAAUCUUUGGGGAUUUACCAAGGAAUCACUAGUCGCCAUGGCCUACGACCUUGACUGGAAAGCGGACUACGACUCCCAUGGGAACCUUAUUCUCAACACCGGCUUCGUUAUCUCCCAAGCGAGUCAACGGACACAAGACAUGUACAAGAGAUGGGAAGACUGCCCUCGAAGUAUCUCCGGCUGUGAACACUGGAAUUUCAAUUGGGCCCACGAGCAGAGCGCAUUCUCCUACUACAUCCGCUAUGAAUUCAACAGGACGAACGAGAUCGUGAACAUUCCUUGCAACCAUGCUAAUGGCAAUGAGUAUGCGGCCGACGGGCAGUAUAUUUCGAACCAGACAUAUCCCAUGAAGGGCAUUCAGAUAUAG